Messenger RNA from Ruditapes philippinarum (Manila clam), 896 nucleotides. RefSeq lists its product as uncharacterized. The transcript is spliced from 4 exons. NCBI's taxonomy places the organism in Eukaryota, Metazoa, Mollusca, Bivalvia, Venerida, Veneridae. The record is from RefSeq and is a predicted model, not a curated record. Bases 142 to 753 code for a protein of 203 amino acids.
UGUGUACAUGGCACGUGCACACCGAGCGGCAGACAUUUCAUUUGUUAUUGUGAACACGGAUGGACAGGAACAACUUGUAAUUCAUUGAUAGAUCAAUGUGCUUCAAAUCCGUGUUUACAUGGACAAUGCACGGGCGACUUGAUGUCAUAUAAGUGUAAUUGUACCAUUGGAUAUGUGGGCAACCACUGUGAUACAGCUUGUAGCCGGGACGUUCUAGUCAAAAUCGACCAAACGCUCCUUAGCAAUUAUUAUGUCCCAUCAACCAGGCAAUUCUUGCAAAAACUAGUCAGCAAAAUGCAAAUAGGAUCCAAUGGUAUAUACAUGGGAGUGUCAACGUUUUACGAAUCUGGUGUUGCUUUUGGUUGGGGACUUGGUUGGAACACCAACAAAAUCAGUCUACUAUCUUCAAUUGGACAUCUCCAGCAUCAACCAAUGUCUGGACUUCCUGAUAUAUUUCAACCGGUACAUAGCUUAUAUAUCCACGCAACAGGCGGACAUGAUGGUCGUUAUGAUGUUCCAGAUGUAGCUUUGAUCAUCACUGGUCCAUUCAAAAAUAGCCAGUAUAGCUCCAAAUCUGAGUCGGAUAGAAUAAACACGGUUAUGCCGAUUGUAACAAUAGGAGUGGGCAAUGUUAACACACAGAUGCUUCGGUCUAUCGCAAAAGACAGUUCACACGCUUUAAAUGUCAGGAGUGUAAACGACUUAGUUGAUAAUGAUUUUGUUGACAAAGUCUUGAAUAUUCUCUGUUUAUAAUGAAUUGAACUACAUGUACUACCGAACACUCAGUUUAAGUAGUUUAUGACUAUAUAUAUCUACAUGCAUUAAAACAGUUUUUUGUCUUGUACUGUUUUAUAUACAGCUGAUUUGUAAUGAAUUUAACAAAUAAAUCAUAUGUU